Messenger RNA from Polychytrium aggregatum, 1728 nucleotides. RefSeq lists its product as uncharacterized. The record is from RefSeq and is a predicted model, not a curated record. NCBI's taxonomy places the organism in Eukaryota, Fungi, Chytridiomycota, Chytridiomycetes, Polychytriales. The transcript has a single exon. The coding region runs from base 64 to 1635 and encodes 523 amino acids. Gene Ontology annotation, molecular function: protein binding.
CUGAUCUCACACACCCCGCUUCAUCCUGCCGCUCGCUGCCGCUCGCUGCUGCUCCGAUCUUCGAUGCACUGGCUGCACCGCCUUGCCUCCAGCCCACUUCGAGCGACGGCUGCAUCAACUUGGCUGCCCGUGCGUGUGGUGCCCUGUCGUCCCACUUGUCCCAAUCGCACCCCAACCCGGAACGAGUCUGGAGCCUCCAUCCAGACCUCCAGGGGCCUCGUCCAGCAACUCGAGGAUUAUCUCUAUCUGCAGAACGUCACGGCGGCAUGGAACACUUACCAAGCUCUGCAUGAGACCCAGCAGGUCGACCGCAUCUCGCAGCAUCAGUAUUCCCACCUCCUGUCGAUCGCCGCAUCCAAGACCGCCUCCGAUCUGGAUCUGUUCCUGACCGACAUGCGCCGCUCGCUGGGCAAACCGCCGACCGACACCGACUAUGAGAUCCUGCUACGCUCAAUGGCUCGCCAGGGUAGCCUCGACCGAUUCGAAUUCUAUCAUGCCGAGCGCACGAGCCUGCACGGAAGCAACCGGGCCUAUGAGCUGUCUUAUUGGAACAAUCGGAUCCUGGCUCUGCAGCGGGCGGGCGAGGCUGUCGAGGCCCUGCAGCUGUAUGAGCUGGAUCCGCAGUUCACGACAGCCUUUCUUGAUCCUGAGGCCGCAAUCGCUCUCCUUGACGCCUGCAUGUCGCUUGGCCAGUUUGAGCGGGUCCUGGCGCUCGUCGAACGCAUGCAGACAAGUGGUCUCCAGCCCGGCACUCAAGUCCACCGAAUAGCCAUGGAGGCAGCGUUCGAGCUCAAAAACUCAAAGACGGUCUAUAACAUUCUCGAAAGGUGUCGGAUCCGAGAUCGCAAGAGCGCUAGCUAUCUGUACUAUGUUCCGCUGCGGGCAGCCUAUCUGCUGGACAGGGAUCUCGGCCAGGUCGAGGCGCUGCUUGCCAAAAUGCAGCACUCUGGCUAUGAUCCCAUCAAGUGUGUCCCUUCGUUUGUGCUCAAGUACUGGGCCCAGCGGAGGAACUACUCGAUGCUAUUUUCGCUGUGGAAGCGGCUGAUUCCAAAGCGAGAGGAGCUCUACAAGACGCACCAUCUGCGGCCGGACUUGCCGACGGAGCUCUGCGGCAGCCCGAUCGUCCCCGAGCUGUUUGCCCGGUUUCUGGAGAUGGCUCGGGGCCACGACAUCAAGGUUAACCACAUCCUCCUCCUCUCGCUGAUGGACGGCUACAUCAAGGACGGCCAGCUCGACUCGGUUCGUCGGAUUCUGGAGCUGGCGCUGCCGCUCCGGAUCGAAAGAAUCGUGUGGGUAUUUGACUCGGCCGUGCGGGCCUUUCUGGACCAAGACCCCGGGAGAGCCAUGUCGGUCUUUCUGAUGAUGAAGGAGAACAAGAUUGCGGGCAACUUUCCUCUCUAUCAGGCCCUGAUAGAGCACUUUUGCAAGACCAAAGACGCUGCCGCGCUCGCGAUUGUCCAGGGCCAUCUCCACACGGACGUGCUGGCCUUAUCGGCGUCGGUGCAUCAAAAGCAUUACCUCAUCGAACGUCUGCGGAUAGCAUUUGAGGGACGGCAGCUCGAGUUGGAGCAAGUUAUCGGAUCGCUCGCCUCCCCGUCGGACCGCAUCUUGUGGGCCUCACAACCGUCAGUCUGAGGCCGGCAAUCGGCCCCCUCCCCGGAAGUACUCACGAUGGAUCGCCCUGUUUGAAAUACAGCAUGUCAUGGACAUCCCGGUCGUCUUGGGGGA